Molecule: messenger RNA, 2013 nt
Organism: Lolium perenne
Lineage: Eukaryota; Viridiplantae; Streptophyta; Magnoliopsida; Poales; Poaceae
Biological process (GO): regulation of DNA-templated transcription
Molecular function (GO): DNA binding
Source: RefSeq, a predicted model, not a curated record
AACGAUCUACCAGGAGUGGGUGAGUGUGCUGGUCUUUGCUCUGCUUCCCCUCGAAGAGAAAGGGAAAGUGAAAGUGACGACGAUGUCUACAGUGGAGGAAGCUGCGGCGGCGGCGGCGGUGCUGCCGGUGGGCUUCCGUUUCCGCCCGACGGACGAGGAGCUGGUUCGGCACUACCUCAAGGCCAAGAUCGCCGGACGUCCCCACCCGGACCUCCUGGUGAUCCCGGACGUGGACCUGGCCACCGUGGAGCCGUGGGACCUCCCCGCCAGGUCCGUCAUCAAGUCCGACGACCCCGAGUGGUUCUUCUUCGCCCACCGCGACCGUCCCAAGUACCCCGGCAAGAACCCCCGCUCCAACCGCUCCACCGCCGCCGGGUACUGGAAGGCCACCGGCAAGGACCGCCUCAUCCGCUCCCCAAAAGGUGCCCUCAUCGGCAUCAAGAAGACCCUCGUCUUCCACCGCGGGAGGGCGCCGCGCGGCCACCGCACCGCCUGGAUCAUGCACGAGUACCGCACCACCGAGCCCCACUUCGAAUCGGGCCAAAACGGUAGCUUCGUUCUCUACCGCCUGUUCAACAAGCACGACGAAGAAACCCCAGGAUCCAAUCCGGAGUCUCCAUCCACGUCGUCUCGAGGCAACCUGCUACACGCUAACGACGCGGCCACAACCUCCAUGAAAGAAGACAAAACUUCGCCAUCUGAUUUGAGCCAACUUAGUGAAACAGAAUUAACUAAGGUUCACUCCACGGCCCAGCUUCAUACAGCAGUUGGUGACACAGAGCAGGGAAAAGCUCAGGAAGCUGCUUUCCUGGAUGUGUUCACCCAGCUUCCAGAUCUACAGGCCGAGCAAAGAUAUGAAGCAUUCCCUACCAUCAGUUCUCCGAUGCGUCCUUACACGGAUCACCCUUUCGUUGGCAACAUGGGUGAGCAAGACUUCUCGCCAUAUUUGGACAGUAUCACAGCUGAGCAGGAUCUGCAGGACAUGUUGCUUAAUCCAGCCUAUGCCAAAGAAGACAGUGGAAAUGACGAGUUAUAUCCUAUUGCUAUAGUUGCAUCAUCGACUGACAACUCAAACAGCAAUGCAUCCCACUAUCAUAGUCACUGUGAACUAUCAUCCAUGUUUCAUCCUCAGAGAGAAUCCACGAGCUCAGGCUCAUGGACUCCUUAUCCCCAAUAUUUGUUGAAUUCUAUGGUAGAACCGAGCAGAAGUGACAUGUUAAAUUCAAGUGCCUCCAAUGGACAAGGGGAUUGGGCAGCGGCACCUCCACAGCAGUCCACAGAUGCAGAAUUCAUCGACCCACAAGGGAUUGCUGCAAGAAGGAUUCGCCUUGUGCGCGAUGUUCAUAGGGUCUCCGCCUCUCAGCCUAUAUUGACUUCUCAUUUGGAAAGCGAAGAUGAAGCUGGAUCGUGUUGUAGCACAGGAAGUUCAUCCAACAACCAUGGCGAGGAUCAUAUCAAUCUAGAUUCCCAAACUAUGGCUGGAGAUCUGAUGCAUAUUCAGGACAGAGGGCAUAACAUCCCUACUAAACUAGUUUCUUCGGUGGAAGUUACAGAUAAGCUCCAACAUUUAUCAUUUAACGAAAACAUAUUGGAACAUAUUAAUCUGCCUCGUGGAGCGGGUCUCAUGCAGAGGGUCAAACAGGAAUCUGCUCAAAAUGUGUGCCAAGGACUCCUGCAGAACAGCAACUGUGCGCCUGGAGAGCCAUCUUCAGAAACAAGAAGACAGCCUACAGGUUCUGUUUUGCGGUCGCUAUGGCUGACUCUCCUGGUGGUGGCCCCUUUGCUUAUCUUGGUUGGGGUAUGGAGAUCGCUGAACUACUGGCUGUUGUAAAUGCUUCCUGAGUGUUUGUAAAUAUUUUCAUUAGGUUUAGGAACAUCAGUUAUUUUUGUAAUGUAGUCAAUUCAUGUUCUAGCUACUUACAACUUCCCUAUGUAAAUCAUUCACUUGCCAGUUUCAGGACAUUCACAACACAACUUGGAAGUCUAUUUGAACUUUGUUUCCCAGACCCUUUA